UGACGAACCCAGGGUCGCCAUCGACGCUCUCAAAUUUCUAAUUUACUCUGAUCUCCUCGGAGGCUGACAGGCGAUGGUAGAAAAUCGAUAUGGAACCCGUAGAAAAGCAAGUGUUGUUACGAUACAUCAGAGUCGGUCCUGUGUUUGGUAGAUACUGAAGAUGAACUGGAGGAGAUUUUGACGUUUCCCCUGUCUUGCCAAUAAUCUAAAUAGAAGUGGUGUCGAAAUGUUGGAAGUACAGCGCGUGUGUGUACAGAAAAAAUGGUGAUAAGUAAAUGAAGAUACCUAUCUCUGGACAACUGUCGGCGAUAACGCUUAAUGCACGAGAUUUAGAACCCGUUGUUGGUUGAAAGACAAAACACAUUAAUAGAAAACAAUUGCUGAAUCAGUUCGCAGUUUCGCAUGGCGCCUGGCCUGAUGUUAAACGUGUUUCCAGUUUCAAAUUCUCUCCUGUAAUAACAUGUAGGAUUAUCUGUGUAGUUUUCAGGAUGAUUUGAGUCGAAAGAUUGAUGGCGAACUAUCAUGAGGAAAUCGAAAGAGAAAAUCUUAAAGUGAGGUGUUACCUUCUGUCAGUCAAUUGAUAUGGUGGUGUGGCCAGUAAUUUUGCACACAACAGUGAUGAUGUUGUUUUGGUUGAUGAGUGUCACGUGCUCAGGGACAUGCCCCGAGAAUAAUGCGCUCAAGGAGGCGCUCACGUGCCUCCACAACCUGACGGAUGGGGAGAAUACGAAGAUGACGAUCAGCCCUUCGGAUAUCUACCGGACCAAGCAAUUCUGCGAAAAUGGAAACUUUAGAGACUCGGUGAAUUGUUUACGAAAUCUUCACCAGUCGUGUAAGGACCCAGUCAAGUUGGAAAUGCUAAAGAAAUACGCCGACCCGAACGCCUGGCAAGCUGGGUUCGAUAGACUGUGUCAUAGUAUGUCCCUUUAUAUCAGCAGUGCAGACUGCAUCACAAAGCAGAAUUCAGAGAUUCAAAGCUGCAUUGAUAGAAAGCAAGAUAUAGAGAUUUCAAAUGGGGCUGAUGUUUCCUACAACUUCAAUGAGGAUGAGGAAAAAUAUGUUAAAAGUAUCUGUAGGUUAUUCCAAGUUUCCAACCACUGCUUCAGCACACAGAUUGGAAAUAAAUGUGGCGUGGACAUCAAAGCCGUGUUAACGGACUUCAAUAGUGGUCUCACGCCACCUAUAUGUAGGGACUACAGCUUCGCCUCCCCAAGUGCUGCAAGGACCAAUUUCUCCAUUAAUAUGUCCGCAUUAUGUGUGUGUUUUGUAUACAUUCUUGCUUGGAUGACGUCAUUAUGAUUUGAUUGAUUGAUUUGGCUGUGUGCUUGGAUAACAUUCCAAAUAGGAUUUCAACAUUGUGGAAAAAUAAUACAGAUUCCGGUGUAUACAACUGAUUUUAUGGACUUCGUUUGUCUCGAAGAGGUAAUAGCGAAAGAAAGAUAACUCGUGCCACGCUUCUUAAAAUUUCCUGUGUGCUAUCGAAAUCUGUGUGCGCGUUCGGAACAUGUAACUGGGUAUGAGACUGAUGCGAUGGAUGAAAGGCUUUAAAAAAAACGUGUGAAUGUUUCAUUUCAACCAUUUAUACAUGUAUUUUUGUGUUUGUCCUGACGUAAAACACAUUGAUUGCGUAAUUUUGCGUAUUUGUGUAAAAUGCCCCAUGACACAAACGCCGCACCGGAGGAUUUUACCUCCUGCCGUACAAAGUACACGAGUGAUUGUAGAAGGUGUUUGUGCGUUGUCAAAGAUCAACGUUUAACUGGAUUUUUACAUUGCCUUUUUUAAAAAUAUAUUUCUUUUUAAAUAUAUUCCUUUUCAGCUUUGUAAGAAGAAAGUUGUAUAAUUUUGAACCGUGCCAGGGCGUGGUUUUCAUCUGUUGGUUUUAUAUAGUUUUAUAUUACAUUAUCAGUUACAAGUGCUCUUUGCUGGACAGUAGUGCUUGCGCCGUUUAUUGUUUUGACAGAUUUCUUGCUUUAACAAGAAUAUUUUGUACUGAUUUUGAACAUUUGCAAGUUUUAACCGUAUUAAAUUGUGAAGGUAACAUGAAAUACAAUUUUAACGUAUUUUAGAAUCAGUGUGAUUUUCACGUCCCACGAGGAGUCGUGUAGUAUAUUUUUGGAUGGUGACAGCUUGGGGGGGGGGGGGGGGGGGUAACAAUGCUUUUACCAAGGUUUAAUGUAGAAGUACACGUUUUUUGCAAUGCUUAACACCAUAAUUUAUUCAAAUGAUUUCCUACAUCGAUUUAAGGUAACUCCAUACUCGCAGUUUUAUCUGAUACAAGUUUGAAAAAUGUAUUUAUUUCCAUUCAUUAGAGUUAAAACUAACAAAUUAUCAAAUAAAAUACAUAUGUCAUCACACUUUUUAAGACAAGAGACGUACAUAAAUAGAAUCAUCUGUCACCGUCAGAAAAUUGCAAUUUUCCUUAAACAGCGUUAUCAAAAUUUCAUACAAAUUGGUUAUGAUGAUAUAGUAGCAUUCAUAACAAUUUCAUGAAAGUGUAUCUUCACAAAAAUAUACAAAAUGUCUAUAAAAAUAAAGGAAAUAUAUCGCAUAAUAGACUUAAUAAAGAAAUCAAUAGAAACAGAGUUAUUGCCCUUGGAUUCAAUAUCUUAAAACGUAUCAUUGAUUAUUCAUCUAUAAUUUAGACUUUUAAAAUAGUUUAUCUUUAACAAGAUUUUUUACAAUAACUAUCAGGAAAGAUUCCAAUAAAAUUUAUGUUCCUAUCACCCAUAAAUGUAAAUAAAUCAUUGAUUUUGCAAAAUCUAAUGACAUCACAGGAGGGUGGAAUUACUUUAAAUUGUAAUGAGAACAGUGUUGAAAACAUAUUACAUACUUUAAAAUUGUGCAUUUAUAAAUUGGUUGUUUUGUAAACGUGAAAACAGAUAAAAGUUUGGAACCAUGCAUAUCUUGCUCAGUAUAAUUAGUUGUUUCCUUAUUUGAAAUUUCUGUUUCAACCCACCAUAUGCGGGACUUGCAGCAAUUAUGUUUUUUUUUUUUUAUUGUUUAAGUUCAAGUUUGUAUCAGAUUGAUUAUUCAGCAUACCUUUUCGCCAAUCUGAUUAAAAUCAGCUCCUCGAUCCGCUCGACAAAUCAAAAGAAAUAAAGGAGCGGAUCGAGGAGCUGAUUUUAAUCAGAUUGGCCUUUUCGCAUGUUUUGCAGUUAAUUUUCAUAAUAAUAACAUUUUCUGUUUGUUCACUAUACUUUAGUUAUAUUUUCUGCCUUUUAUUUAUAUAUUUAUAUCUGCGGGAAGAUAUGAAGAAAUAAAAUUACAAAACCAA
Ostrea edulis (European flat oyster) is the source of this 3274-nucleotide messenger RNA. RefSeq lists its product as uncharacterized. The record is from RefSeq and is a predicted model, not a curated record. The coding region runs from base 583 to 1299 and encodes 238 amino acids. The transcript has 6 exons. NCBI's taxonomy places the organism in Eukaryota, Metazoa, Mollusca, Bivalvia, Ostreida, Ostreidae.